Oncorhynchus nerka (sockeye salmon) is the source of this 3946-nucleotide messenger RNA. RefSeq names its product G-protein coupled receptor 22-like. The record is from RefSeq and is a predicted model, not a curated record. Gene Ontology annotation, cellular component: plasma membrane. NCBI's taxonomy places the organism in Eukaryota, Metazoa, Chordata, Actinopteri, Salmoniformes, Salmonidae. The coding region runs from base 2168 to 3508 and encodes 446 amino acids. Gene Ontology annotation, biological process: G protein-coupled receptor signaling pathway; cellular response to hormone stimulus. The transcript is spliced from 5 exons. Gene Ontology annotation, molecular function: G protein-coupled receptor activity; peptide binding.
GAGAGAGACAGCGAGAGAGAGAGAGAGACAGACAGCGAGAGAGAGAGAGAGAGAGAGAGAGAGAGAGAGAGAGAUACUAGGAGCACGUCUGUUUUUACUCCACUCCACACAGUGAGGCUGGAGAGAGCUCAUGCCACAGAGUUGAUGAGGUGGAUAGCUGCUUGUUCACACCACACCGUGUGUGCAGAGACAAAGAGAGGAUGAAGACAAGAGAGAGCACGGGAAAAUAAAAGAGCAGGAUUUUUUUCUGUGGUUAUUUUUUUCUCUGUUGUCAAGAGAGACAGAUAGACACGGGACGAGAGGAAAAGCAGUCUUUUAGAAAACCCUUACUGCAUGGGACACCGACCUCGUUCUAAUCCUGGCUUUACUUCUGCCUGGAAGUGAGGAGAAGUAAUUGGUUGGAAUCUAAGAGCUCAGGUGCUUUGGAGCUUGUAGGAUUUCUAUAGUACUGGACCAAGACAACAGUACUGGACCAAGACAACAGUACUGGAUCAAGGCAACAGUACUGGACCAAGACAACAGUACUGGACCAAGACAACAGUACUGGAUCAAGACAACAGUACUGGACCAAGACAACAGUACUGGACCAAGACAACAGUACUGGACCAAGACAACAGUACUGGAUCAAGACAACAGUACUGGACCAAGACAACAGUACUGGAUGAAGACAACAGUACUGGACCAAGACAACAGUACUGGACCAAGACAACAGUACUGGACCAAGACAACAGUACUGGAUGAAGACAACAGUACUGGAUCAAGACAACAGUACUGGACCAAGACAACAGUACUGGACCAAGACGGGACAGUACGGGCAGUGGACCAGCUCAUCAGCGUCUGUGUGUUUACUCAGCCUGGACGGUGAGUAAGAGGGGGACGUGAUUGAAGGACAGACUGAUGAUGGUUUGGUCUCUGUGGUCGUCUCAUACAACUUGUAUCGUCUUAUCCAAUCCCUGCCAAGGACUGUUAUCUUCUUGACCAAUCCCUGUCCAGGACAGUUAUCCUCUUGACCAAUCACUGUCCAGGACUGUUAUCCUCUCGACCAAUACAUUUUGAGGAGUUUUAUCCUGGUAUAAAUCACAGAGGUGAGGCAUCCUCUAAUGGACUCACUGUUAUACCCUUCUUCAUGACCACGACCUUCUACCUCUGAAUCACACACACAGGCACGCACGCACGCACACACACACACAUACGAUUACACAUACAGCACCGAGGCAGAACUGAGCGAUUUCCACUAGAUGGGCCAGCUAUAUCAUAAACAUUCCUGAAAACACAAAUGUGCUUUUUGGUCUUCAUUUCAAAGGUUAUGUUUAGGCAUCAGUGUUAGUUAUGCAGUGAAGUCAAGGUUAGGGUUACUUUUAAAAUUGUAUGAUUUUGUGGUUGUGCCAGCUGGUGACAAACUCUGCAGAGAUUCAUGACAAUAAAUGCCAGCCUGCCACUAAUACACAAAUACACAAAUAAAUGACACAAAUAUGUGAAUGUAUGUUUUUGAUUGGCUGAAAACCGCCCACUGUUUGGAGAAAAAUCUGAAAUGGAGGAACAUCGGAUUUUUUUGAGAUUUUUUUAGUGAGUGCGACGGACUGAACAAUUGGACUAAAGGAGUGACUGUAUAUUUUCUUCAACCGAGGAUUUGGAUUCCAGUCUACCGUUGGAUUCUAGUCUACCAUUGGAUUCUACAGUCUGCCAUUGGAUUCUACAGUCUACCAUUAGAUUCUACAGUCUACCGUUGGAUUCUACAGUCUACCGUUGGAUUCUACAGUCUACCGUUCUACAUCUACAUUCCCUGGAAACAUAGCAGACUCCCUGGGUGCAUAGCAACCUCCCUGGGUGCAUAGCAACCUCCCUGGGUGCAUAGCAGACUCCCUGGGUGCAUAGCAACCUCCCUGGGUGCAUAGCAACCUCCCUGGGUGCAUAGCAGACUCCCUGGGUGCAUAGCAGACUCCCUGGGUGGGUGAAGAGGAGAGGAGCAGUGUUAGUAGAAGAUCCUUGUUCUCAGGACGAUAGCUCAGAGCGUCUUGAUUGGUAGGCUUAGAGAGGAUCCUUCUUCUGUGGUGAUCUCAUGGUGACAUUAUACCUGAAUCGGAUGCCUGUCUGUGUGGGUCUAGCUGGGGAGCUCCCUGACUACGGAGCCUUGCUGGGGCUCAGAUAGAGCUGGAGAGAAGGGAUAAUGCAUAUCCUUCCCCCUCUGGAGAGAGAAGAAGGCACCAUGAGCAACGUCACCGUCACCGACAACGCAGCCGAGCCCAUCAGCAGAACCAGUGCUCCAGCCACGCCCUACCCCUACCCCAUCUCCUUCCAGGUGUCCCUGACCGGCUUCCUGAUGCUGGAGAUCGUGCUGGGCCUGAGCUCCAACCUCACCGUGCUGGCCCUGUACUGCAUGAAGUCCAACCUGAUCUCCUCGGUCUCCAACAUCGUCACCAUGAACCUUCACGUCCUGGAUGUGUUGGUGUGUGUCUGCUGCAUCCCACUGACCAUGGUGGUGUUGUUGUUGUCUCUGGAGGGGGAUACAGCCUUGGUUUGUUGCUUCCACGAGGCCUGCGUGUCGUUCGCUAGUGUCGGCACGGCAGCCAACGUACUCGCCAUUACCCUGGACCGGUACGACAUCUCUGUGAAACCGGCGAAUAGAGUCCUAACGAUGGGCCGAGCCCUGGCUCUGCUGGCCACCAUUUGGGUGCUGUCGUUCCUCAGUUUCCUGGUGCCUUUCAUGGAGGUGGGGUUCUUCGCCCCAGGCCAGUCGGAGCUGAACCAGACUCUAGCGGAUGUAGUCACAGUGGCCCACACCAACCAAUACUACACAGAGUUAGGACUCUACUAUCACCUACUGGUCCAGAUCCCCAUCUUCUUCUUCACUGCUGUUGUGAUGCUCGUCACCUAUUCCAAGAUCCUCCAGGCGCUCAACAUCCGCAUUGGGACACGCUUUCACACAGCGUCGCAGAAGAAGAAGGCCAGGAGGAAAAAAGGUCCCUCCAUGACGGUUAUGACGUCACAGGCCACGGACGGGGCCAUGGAGCCAUCCGAGCCCAGCGGCCGUGCUCUCCCCCCGAUGGGCAUGCGGACCUCCGUCUCCCUCAUCAUUGCGUUGAGACGAGCGGUUAAACGCCACCGGGAGCGACGAGAACGCCAGAAACGAGUCUUCAGGAUGUCGAUGCUCAUCGUGUCGACCUUCCUGCUCUGCUGGACUCCCAUAACCGCUCUCAACACGGUCAUCUUGACCGUAGGCCCUAGCGACUUCACGGUCAAGCUGCGGUUGGGCUUCCUGGUCAUGGCAUACGGGACGACCAUCUUCCAUCCGCUUCUCUACGCCUUCACCAGGCAGAAGUUCCAGAAGGUUCUGAAGAGUAAGAUGAAGAAGAGGGUGGUGAGCAUCAUAGAGGCCGACCCGCUGCCCAACAACGCGGUCAUACGUAACUCCUGGAUUGACCCCAAAAGGAACAAGAAGGUCACCAUCAACGAGGACGCCGAGGCCAGGCAAAAAUGUCUGCAGUCUUCAGAGGAUGCUGUGGAAUGACAGUGAAUACUUAGCGACCUUGUCCAGAGGUCCGGAUCUCAGGGUUUUGUCUGCAGAGGAAAGUCUUGGGCGGGCCGCAUCAUUUUCUUUUCAGACCGCCUAUGUCCAAACUAAUCAUUUUCGGGAUGUGAAAACGUUUUCAGUGUAAACUUAAAAUAGCUUUAUCCAGAUAUAAAGUAUGUUGAAAAGAUAAUACAUCUAUAUAUUUUUUAACUAAGAUUUUAUUUGAGAACUAACAAACACCGAAAUAAAAGCUAGACAGUCAGGGAGAAUUUAAAGUUCCAAAAAAUUAUGCAUUCAGGAGUAUUUUUGUCAUGGCAUGAGGCCCUCAUUUAUUUGUUAUGACGUUCGAGUCACUCAGAUAGCAUAAACCCAGGCAGAAUGUGUAGAAUUGCAAGAAAUGAGACUGUAUCUCUGUCAAAAUGCCAUAAAUAGCCA